This is a messenger RNA of Colletotrichum spaethianum, 567 nucleotides long. RefSeq names its product alcohol dehydrogenase. Lineage: Eukaryota; Fungi; Ascomycota; Sordariomycetes; Glomerellales; Glomerellaceae. The transcript is spliced from 2 exons. The coding region runs from base 1 to 567 and encodes 188 amino acids. The record is from RefSeq and is a predicted model, not a curated record.
AUGCAGUGCUUCUACUGCAAGAACGGCUACACGUCCCGUUGUGUUCGUAGCAAGUUAUUUGGCUGCGGCGCCUUGGACGGUGGACAAGCCGAGUACGUCCGUAUCCCUGAUGCUGACGGAACCGCCAUGAAGGCCCCAAGCACCAUCUCAGACAACGCUCUGGUGCUCAUGGCAGACAUUUGGCCAACCGGCUUCUUUGGCGCCAAGUCUGGAUUCAGCUUACUCAAUGAGGAGGAGAGGUCCAGCGCCACCGCGGUUGUUAUCGGAUGCGGGCCUGUCGGCCUUUGUGCCGUAGUUUCAGCACUCGAGUACCGUCCCAAGCACCUCUUUGCCAUUGACAGUGUAGAUAGUCGCCUGGAGCUUGCCAGGGGCCUUGGCGCGGAGCCCUUGAACUUCAAGACGGACCGUGCUGGCAUGGAGAGGCGGAUCAAAGAGGUAACCGAAGGUCGCGGGGCCGACGUUGUGAUUGAGGUUGUUGGCCUGAGUCCCGCCCUCAGAACUGCGUUUGAUAUUGUCAGGCCAUGGGGCGUCAUUGCCAGCAUUGGGGUCCAUAACGGCGAGCAUUGA